UGCUCAAGAAAGGGCAGUCGUCGCGGGGCCGGCCACUUCCGCACUUCCGCUUUCCGGCCCAGCCAGCGCCCGCGAUGACUGCCACUCUCCGCCCCUACCUGAGUGCCGUGCGGGCCACACUGCAGGCUGCCCUCUGCCUGGAGAACUUCUCUUCCCAGGUUGUGGAACGACACAACAAGCCAGAGGUGGAAGUUAGGAGUAGCAAAGAACUCCUAUUACAGCCUGUUACCAUCAGCAGAAAUGAGAAAGAAAAGGUGCUGAUUGAGGGCUCCAUCAAUUCUGUCCGGGUCAGCAUCGCUGUGAAACAGGCUGAUGAGAUUGAGAAGAUUUUAUGCCACAAGUUCAUGCGCUUUAUGAUGAUGAGAGCAGAGAACUUCUUUAUCCUUCGAAGGAAGCCAGUGGAGGGCUAUGACAUCAGUUUUCUGAUCACCAACUUCCACACAGAACAGAUGUACAAACACAAGUUGGUGGACUUUGUGAUCCACUUCAUGGAGGAGAUAGACAAGGAGAUCAGUGAGAUGAAGCUGUCAGUUAAUGCCCGUGCACGUAUAGUGGCUGAGGAGUUUCUCAAAAAUUUUUAAACCAUCUGGCUGGAUCUCGCGGCCUACCCCCUCAGCCUCUCCCUGUGUCUCUGCGAAAGCAUCCUGGAGUCACUCCCCAGAGCGGCAACGGCAACAGCGGCAGCAGAAGCGGGGAGCUGGGUCGGGUGGGCACUAGAUGCGGGAGGGGGGUGGUGUGCUUGCUAGCUGGGCAAGAAAGCAGCAGUGGACCUGCCCCAAGGCCACACGUGCCUGGUCAGGCUGGCUUCUGAUGUUCAGUCCCCUGGGCUGGGACAGAUUUUUUUUAACGUCUUGAAACUUAAACUUUGUGCUUGUAGGAGACUGUAACCUUUUUGUCUUUUUUUUUUUUUUAAACAAACAACCUCCACCUCCAGUGGCUGUGACUGGUCCCAGUGAUUGUACCUUAUUGGUCGCUGUGGGUCUGGGCGGGCCUGGAGCCAGAAGGCGACUACUUUUUCUCCCCUGUGCUACCCCAGGUGGGGAGAGAGGGAGGUUUUAGACUCCAGUUUCUCUCCAUUGCUCUCUUAAUCCCAAGCCUCCUUGGGCCCAGUAGAAGUGGUGGGAACCUUCUAUGAGCUUCCUGAGCUCUGCCUGAAGAUGGCCUCCCAGCAUUCAAUGGGGACAAGGGCUGAAUCCAUGAGUACCAGCCAUACCUAGGAGCUGGAGCCCAAAAGCCAGGCAACUUCUGGCUGCAUGGGGCCGCUUGGUGCCCUUCCAGCUGAGAGGGGCCACUGUCAUGCUUUGUCUCAGUGCAGUGCCUGUGCUAGAGGUGUGGAGAGGUAAGUCCUCCUCCAGAGCUCCCCCUGGGCCCUCUCCGCCUGCUCUGGCUCCUCUGCUCCCACACGCUCGGUUUCUUUUCUGAUUCUAGUGGAUCCUCCCACCCCUGAUUAAAGUCUCUUCUUGCCCUUUUGGGGCUGCAUGAGGUC
Messenger RNA from Urocitellus parryii (Arctic ground squirrel), 1486 nucleotides. RefSeq names its product actin related protein 2/3 complex subunit 4 (gene Arpc4). The record is from RefSeq and is a predicted model, not a curated record. Gene Ontology annotation, molecular function: actin filament binding. Gene Ontology annotation, biological process: actin filament polymerization; Arp2/3 complex-mediated actin nucleation. NCBI's taxonomy places the organism in Eukaryota, Metazoa, Chordata, Mammalia, Rodentia, Sciuridae. Gene Ontology annotation, cellular component: actin cytoskeleton; Arp2/3 protein complex.